UAAUUGUUUCUUGAUAUUAUUCUAAUAUAUAUUCGUUUAUUUGUUUCAUAUUAACUUAAAUUAUUCAUUAUAAUCUUUACCUAGGGGUAAAUAGAGAGAAAAGUGUCAUUCCUUAGUAUUAUGUAUCCAAAGUCGUAGAAACUAAUAAAAAUGAGUAAGAAACCGAUUUCGUUUGGUAAAAUAAGUUUCAAUUUGAAGAAAGACGCCGAUACCAACAAAAACGAUGAACAAACUGCCUCAGGAUUUGGCACUUUUGGACGUACUCCUAUACAGGAGCAGAAAGAAAUAGAAGAAAUAGCUGAGGAUUUGGAGAACCAGCAUGUCCAGCAAGUUAUGGGCAUCAAGAACUUCGGUAAGAAAGCGAAGAAUUUCAACAUAGAAGAAAUGAUGGAGCAGGCAAGAAAAACUGCUUCUGAAGUGAAUAAAAGGAAACUGGAAAUUGAGGAUAGUAAGAAAGCUGUGGAGACAGAGGAAGUACAUGAGAGUGAUGAUGAGGAUUUAAUAGGUCCUCCUCUACCUCCAGGAUUGUUUCAAGGUGCUCCAUCUGAGACAGAUAAAGUAAGAGAGGUGGAUAAAAAUAAAGAGGAUGAAAGUGAUGAGGAUAGUUAUGAUGAAUUGAGUGGGUCUGAUGAUGAAGAAUUAAGCUUGGAGAAACGGAUACCCAACACACAUGAGGUGGAAAUGCAGCAUGGUACGAAGGCAGUGGUGGCACUGGCUGUGGAUCCAUCUGGUGCCAGAUUAGCCACAGGAUCUAUUGAUUAUGACGUCUCUUUCUGGGAUUUUGCUGGUAUGGACUCAUCUCUUCGUUCCUUCCGGACGCUCCAGCCAUGUGAGAACCAUCCUAUUAAAGCACUACAGUACUCCGCUACUGGAGACUCCAUCCUGGUGGUGAGCGGCUCUGCCCAGGCUAAGGUUUUGGAUCGCGACGGCUUCGAAGUCCUGGAGUGUGUUAAAGGAGACCAGUAUAUAACGGAUAUGGCAAGAACAAAAGGCCACACGGCUUCUCUAAACAGCGGAUGCUGGCACCCACAUAUUCGAGAGGAAUUCAUGACCUGCGCCCAAGACGGUACCCUCAGAUUGUGGGUCACAGAAAACCCCAAGCAGCACAAGGCAGUCAUAAAGCCACGGCAACAAGGAGGCCUGAAAACUAGUCCGACCUCUUGCGUCUUCUCGAGAGAUGGCAAUACUGUAGCAUGUGGUUGUUACGACGGUUCCAUUCAAAUGUGGGAUCACAGAAGAAACUUCGUCAAUACAACACUAGUGUUAAGAGAUGCACAUCAAAAACAGUCGGAAAUUUCAAGUGUAGCGUACUCUUAUUUAGGUUCAUUCAUAGCCAGUCGAGGCAAUGAUGACACUUUAAAAUUAUGGGAUUUAAGAAACUUUAAGAAGCCUUUGAAAGUAUUCGACAAUCUCUUUUCGAGGUAUGAGCAAACUGAUUGUUCUUUCAGUCCAGAUGAUAGCAUGGUAUUCACAGGAGAGUCACUCCAGAAAGGUCAAGAUGUUGGUAGGUUACUGUUCUACAAUACGAAGACUUAUGAACCAGUUAUGCACUUAGAUGUAACAAAAUCACAUGUAAUCAAAUGCAUUUGGCACGCGAAAUUGAACCAAAUAUUCGUUGGAUGCGGAAACGGCGUUGUCAAAUGUUAUUAUGACCAGAAACGAAGCUUGAGAGGCGCUAAGUUGUGCAUCGUAAAGAUUCAUAGAAAGAAACAUUCGGUAGAAGUUGUUAGCUCACAACAGAUCAUCACUCCACAUGCGUUGCCACUCUUCAGACAGGAGAAGUUGCGUACGAGCAAGAAAAAGAUGGAGAAGGAUCGCUUGGACCCCGUUAAGUCUAGAAGACCAGAUUUACCCAUCACUUCCGGUCAAGGUGGCAGAGUUGCUGCAUCGGGUAGCACCCUAAGUUCUUUUGUUAUUAGGAACUUAGGGUUAAGUAAAAGGGUUGACGAUGAACAGGAUCCGAGGGAGGCCAUCUUGAAGUACGCGAAGGAGGCAGAGGAAAAUCCCUUCUGGGUCGCGCCGGCGUACAAGAAAACGCAACCCGAAACUAUAUUCCAGUAUAAUGAAAGUGAGGACGGCCCGUCAGAUGCUAAGAAACAAAAACAAUCGUAGAAUGCAAUGAAAUUAUUGUAAAUAAAUUAAUA
This is a messenger RNA of Achroia grisella, 2144 nucleotides long. Its product is annotated as gastrulation defective protein 1 homolog. The record is from RefSeq and is a predicted model, not a curated record. Bases 151 to 2112 code for a protein of 653 amino acids. Gene Ontology annotation, cellular component: nucleus; site of double-strand break. Gene Ontology annotation, molecular function: protein binding. NCBI's taxonomy places the organism in Eukaryota, Metazoa, Arthropoda, Insecta, Lepidoptera, Pyralidae. Gene Ontology annotation, biological process: regulation of DNA double-strand break processing. The transcript has 4 exons.